This is a messenger RNA of Sordaria macrospora k-hell, 3324 nucleotides long. The record is from RefSeq and is a predicted model, not a curated record. NCBI's taxonomy places the organism in Eukaryota, Fungi, Ascomycota, Sordariomycetes, Sordariales, Sordariaceae.
AUGGUCAGACUACACUUUCCGCGCCGCUUUCGGCGCAACACCCUAACAACACAUCACGACCUGUCAACUCCCAUUGUCCCUUCUUUAACAGAAGAAUCACCAAUUUUCCGUGAACAACGAGAUCAAGAGGGCGACCGCUUCGGUCGUGAGCUCUAUGUAGCAAUUCGCAACCAGCACUUCAUGGGAACUUGCUCUUGUCCUCUACCAUCAAUCUACACAUCAAAAACCGAAGCGCUGCUCUCUGGGACAGGGCACAUACGAUUCUUCAUCCGCGACGACGAUCCGACGCACCUAUCUGUCAUCCAGAAAGCAACGGAUCCCAACUGGCAUUGCGCAUGCACCGAGUGCCCAUAUUGGCCAGUGUACGAAGACUUGCUGAGCCGAUCCCAUCUUAAUAAGAACGGCAAGCGCAUCGCAGAGGCCACCGAGCUUGAGCUCGUCUCACAAAGCGGCAUCAACCCCAAGUCGGUGAAAAGGGUCCUGCCGGCAGCAUUCUCUCCUGCUUUGAUCAUGGACGUGCGAGAGACGAGAAGAGACGCUAAGCAGUAUUCCCAUCUGCAGACACCAGAGCGAGAGCAAGAGUCGCCAGCGUCAGAGCCAGAGCCGCCAGAGCCGCCAGAGCCAGAGCCAGCGUCAUCGUCCGAAUCGCCCAUGGAAAGCUCGUGGAUAAACCCUUUCGCCCUCGCUACCCAGGCUCUAAAUACGAUGGCCACACCAUUUACCAAUUUCCGGAAUUUCAUCUCCGGCUUCUUCCAGGGGGAAACCCAACACGAAAUCGUUGAGACGUGGAAGGUUGACGAUGCGAACGGAAUCGUGUCAGUCAAGAGAUUGAAACGACACUGCUCGCCUUCAACGGAUGCAGACCCUAAUGAGCUCCUGGGUUUUUCCUGGGUCGACGACGCAACCUCCUACAUCGGACGAGAUGCGCUCGAACACAUUUUGCAGGUUUUACACCAUCGCCUGGAUUUGAUUCACCGCUCCAAAGUCACCUACAGCGACUCACUUGAAGACCUCAGGAGGAGUUUCGACCCCAGCCUUGGAGAGGACCUCGACCUCAACAUCGCAAUCCACAGACUCAUGACCGACACUCCAAGGAUCGGGCCUGUGCUUCCUACCGACAGCGCAGAGGUACGGGAAACGAAACAGCGUGAUGCACAAGAUUUAUACUUCGAUGGCGCCUUCACAGCCUGCGAGCUGAUAGAAGAAAUGUAUAACGAGCAUAACCUUGAUAGGUACAAGGCAUUGUUUCCGAACCCACCGCGAACAAUAGCGUAUGAGGAAUACGCCAAGCCAGAAAAACACGAAAGGACGUUGCAUCGAAAGGCCAAAAUUGCCGCGGAGUUUAUCGCGUGGUUGCUGCAAAAUCAUAUGGACGGCAUGGAGGGGCUCAAAGAAGCUUUAUCAAAGGUCUUCGUGGAUGCCAAUGCCGUCCACAAGCACGAAAUUAUCCCCAGUUACAUCAAGCCUACCGCAAACGAGUCAUCGCCAAUCCCCGGAAGUUUCCCCACCGGGCCGGACUCCGCUUUCGAAGAAGUUCCCAUAAACGAUCUCAACGUUGCGUAUCGGUGGGAAUAUAAAUUUCCCUCUACCGAUCAACCGAACACCGAACAUACACCCAUCAAUGUCAAUGAGUUCCGGCCUAUCCUGGAACCCAAAGGCAUCCUCAAAAAGCCCAAAGAAUGGCCAACCCCUGGAUCGCCAAAGUGUGUCGCGACCCCCGAUAAAACCAAAAGACUCGACUUUAUUGCGCCCGUGGCGAGCUACGCGCCGCCUAAAGAAAUACCCGUCCAAGUGAUGAGCCUCAAAGAUGCCAUCAACGUGCAGUGGCACCACCCCACCGAAGCUUCAAACUCCGUCAAAGACUACGAAAACGAUGCGAGCCGAAACAUUGGACAAGCCGCCAGAAACCGGCAUCGGUUUGCAAAGGUGGAUAAAAGCAGAAGCUUCACCGUCUCGGAUCCUACCAGAUGGACAGAAAAGGAGGUUGAAAGAGAUGACGCGGAAAUGGGACUCCGAGUUCACGAGGCCAAAUAUGGUCCUUUCCUUAGUGACCUCCGGCAAGAAAUGCUGGAAAAUUUCCAAGCCAGCGCUCAGGAACAACCAAAGCCGGAGCCCGACUUCAGGGUACGGAGACAAAUUCUGCAACGAAUCCGCCACGACAGACACCAAAAGAACUCUCAAGGGGCACGUGGGGAGAAGAAUUCGAUUCUCGAUCGGUUCUUCCGGAAGGCGGACCGAGAGGAUACCAUAGCAACAGAGGGGGCCACCUCGGAAGCAUCUCAACAGGAACCCAGCCUUUUGCUGGAGCAAGCAUCGGCAACCAGUCAGGUGCAGCAGUCAGCGGCUGAUAACGACCUCGCAAUUGCCACAAAAAAGCUCGAAGACUUGGAGGUUAGCCGCCAACUGGCCCACGAGUGGGGGGAUGGUAUUCGCCGCGACGUCGAGGAGCGGCACAGAGAAGCCGAAAGAAUCAGAAAGGAAGCAGAGCGGAAACGGCGCGAGGAGAAGCGGCGACAAGAACAGGAAAGCAGGAGGCGCCGUGAAGAGGCAGAACAGGCCUCGCGGACCGGUCUGCGCGCACCCAAACACCCCCUGAUCGGAAGCCUCAGCAAUGAUUGGGAAAAGAAAGUCUCCAGUGUGCUCCAUGCCAACCCUUCCGCGGAACUGGCCAAGACUCUAGACGGUCAGCCGCUCACAAAACGCGAUUUUGUUGAGAAGUUGCUCGAACCUCAGGCAUGGCUGAACGACAAUGUGAUCAUUGGCAGUAUUUCUCAUAUCGCCGAUGCCAUCAAUAAGUCGGCGGGGGCCGAAGACACCAAACCCAAGUGCGCUGCUUUCACGUCGUACUUUUGGCCACGACUUGAGAAUGCUGGGCCAACCCAGUGCGGGCGCCUGAUGCGCAAGGCACAUGUCAGAAAGGAGAACUUUUUUGACAUCGACACCAUCCUCAUUCCUAUCUGCGGUGGCCUACAUUGGACGUUGGCGGUUGUACGGCCAGGGAAGCGGACUGUAGCGCACCUGGAUUCAAUGCGAGCGGGCGCAGGCGAUGUCGAGGUCAAAGAGAGGUUGCUCAAUUGGGUCAGGGUCACGCUUGAGGACAAGUGGGUAGCGUCAGAAUGGUCGACGAUUGACUACGAAGCUCCCCGUCAAACCAACGGGUACGAUUGUGGCGUCUUCACUAUUACAAAUGCUCUUUGCCUCGCGCUUGGGCUCAAUCCUAAGAAGUCGUAUACUGCAGGGCAGCUCACACUGCAGAGGCGGAGGCUGGCUGCGGUACUACUCAAUGGAGGAUUCACGAAAGAUUUUUCGUUGGAAGGGUUUUGA